Coccidioides posadasii C735 delta SOWgp is the source of this 522-nucleotide messenger RNA. The record is from RefSeq and is a predicted model, not a curated record. NCBI's taxonomy places the organism in Eukaryota, Fungi, Ascomycota, Eurotiomycetes, Onygenales, Onygenaceae.
AUGGCUUCAACCUCUCACUCACCUCCACGCAGAUUCCCUUUGUCGGGGUUUGUGGCUCUUGACCCAAAGCUGAAGGUAGAAGAGGAGGAACUACCCUCCUAUGUGCCAGGAGAUUUUUACCCAGUUACAAUUGGUGAGGUCUUCGUGGAGAGAUACCAAGUAGUAGCUAAACUUGGCUUUGGUAUGUCGUCUACAGUUUGGCUUUGUCGGGACCUUGUGGAUCAUCGAUAUCUAUCUCUCAAAGUAUGCACUUCACACAAACAGCAAAAUAAUGAAAUUGCCAUCUGCAACCAUCUCAAGGCAAGCAACAUUGAGCACCCCGGAACACCAUUUGUUCGCAUGAUACUUGAUUCUUUCAACAUCAUGGGUCCAACUGGGAACCAACACCAGUGCUUGCUUUACCAACCUCUUGGGAUGAGCUACACAGAAUUUCUUGAUUUGUUUCCCGACAAGCAGAUGCCUGAGGCCCCUGCUUCAGAGGAGCAUGCAGUUGAUACUCUUGGGGCUAGACUAUUUACAUAA